This is a messenger RNA of Plasmodium vinckei vinckei, 738 nucleotides long. RefSeq names its product 1-cys peroxiredoxin, putative. Gene Ontology annotation, biological process: cell redox homeostasis; cellular response to oxidative stress; hydrogen peroxide catabolic process. The coding region runs from base 1 to 738 and encodes 245 amino acids. Lineage: Eukaryota; Apicomplexa; Aconoidasida; Haemosporida; Plasmodiidae. Gene Ontology annotation, molecular function: thioredoxin peroxidase activity. Gene Ontology annotation, cellular component: cytoplasm. The record is from RefSeq and is a predicted model, not a curated record. The transcript has 2 exons.
AUGAAAAAAAUAAUACUUUUAAUUUUCCCCAUUUUAUUAAAUGUUUAUUUAUGUUUUAAAAAUUUAGCACAUAAUAAGCCAUUAAAAUUUGUAUCCAAAAGAUGGAACUUCAAUAGCCGAUUUUCGCACAAAUUAGGGGAAUCAAAAAGUAUAGACUUGGCAAAUGAUAUUAAAGAAAAUGACUUAAUUCCAAAUGUAAAAGUUAUGGUUGAUGCUGGGAACAUUGGAUAUGCUAACAGUUUUGGAGAAGAGGAAAAGAAUAGCCCUGAUGAUAAAUCCCCUUUCAAAUCGAUUGAUACCCAUGAACUAUUUAAAAGUAAAAGAAUUUUACUGAUAAGUUUGCCAGGCGCUUUUACGCCUCUAUGCACAUCAAAAAUGAUUCCAGAGUAUGAGAAAGAAUAUGAUAAUUUUAUUAGAGAAAACAAAUUUGAUGAUAUAUAUUGUAUAACUAAUAAUGAUAUAUAUGUAUUAAAAAGUUGGUUUAAAGAUAUGGGUAUAAAGAAGAUAAAAUAUAUAAGUGAUGGUAAUAGUUCAUUUACUGAAAGCAUGAAUAUGCUUGUAGAUAAAUCGAAUUAUUUUAUGGGAAUGAGACCAUGGAGAUAUGUUGCCAUAGUUGAAAAUAAUAUAUUAAUUAAAAUUUUUCAAGAAAAUGAGAAGCAGCAUAAUAUCCAAACAGAUCCAUAUGAUAUAUCAUCUGCUAAUCAUGUUAAAGAAUUUUUAAAGCAUAAUAAAAUUUGA